CACCGGGAGUGGGCGGGCUGUCUGGCUCUCUACUCCCAUCGUUCUCGGGAGUUUUGUCCCCGGGACGCGAGGGCUGUCGGAAUCGACUCAGGAAGCUUCCGGUUCCGGGGAGGUGCCGAGGUUUCCUCAGUAGGGGCUGCGCGGUCCGGCGAGGAUGGCUGUCGCGUCGCUGCUGGUGUUCGGGGGUUUGUGGAGCGCCGUGGGAGCCUCCAAUCUGGCUGUGGUUACUUGCGGUUCUGUGGUGAAGCUACUCAACACGCGUCACAACGUGCGGCUGCACUCCCAUGACGUGCGCUACGGAUCAGGUAGUGGGCAGCAGUCAGUGACAGGUGUGACCUCUGUGGAUGACAGCAACAGUUACUGGAGAGUUCGGGGGAAGACUGCUACAGUGUGUGAGAGGGGAACCCCUAUCAAAUGUGGCCAGCUCAUCCGGCUGACCCAUGUCAACACUGGCCGGAACCUCCAUAGUCACCACUUCACUUCACCUCUUUCUGGAAACCAGGAAGUGAGUGCUUUUGGUGAGGAAGGUGAAGGUGAUUAUUUGGAUGACUGGACAGUGCUCUGUAACGGGCCCUACUGGGUGAGAGACAGUGAGGUGCGGUUCAAACAUUCCUCCACAGAAGUAUUGCUGUCUGUCACGGGAGAACAAUAUGGUCGACCCAUCAGUGGGCAAAAAGAAGUGCACGGCAUGGCCCAGCCAAGCCAGAACAACUACUGGAAAGCCAUGGAAGGCGUCUUCAUGAAGCCCAGCGAGCUGCUGAGAGCAGAAGCCCACCAUGCGGAGCUCUGAGUCCGGAGGCACCGAGCCACUCUCACCACACAGUGUUCAUGGACACCUGCAGUCAUCCCAUCCGGAAUCCUGGACACAAGUUCCCUGGACUGUGGCCGUGUCCCCUCUGAGAUGAGGACAUUUCACAGAAAACAGCGGCCGUGCUGGGAAGCUUCAGCCCUUCACAGUUGAACUGGUCGCUCUCAGACUUGGGUUGGUUCUUUCUGAGGACUUGAUGGAGGGGCAGAUGCUUUUUCUUCAUAUUGAUAAAACCAAGGUUAAUGUCCCUCUGGGUUGGGAAGUUUUUACUCUUCAAGAGUUGGCAUCGUGUGACUUUUCCCAUUUUCCUUUCCCAAAAAUGAUAAAGUAAGAAAUGUA
This is a messenger RNA of Lepus europaeus (European hare), 1147 nucleotides long. RefSeq names its product stromal cell derived factor 2 (gene SDF2). The transcript has 4 exons. Lineage: Eukaryota; Metazoa; Chordata; Mammalia; Lagomorpha; Leporidae. Bases 155 to 790 code for a protein of 211 amino acids. The record is from RefSeq and is a predicted model, not a curated record.